UUCGAGGGACUUCCGCAAAUCUCGUCGGCUGGCGCUCGAGCCCGCGGAUUAUGAAAACUGCUACCAGUGAAAUAGCGAAAAAGUAGCACUAAAAUCUUAAAUUUUCCUUAAUUAUCCUGCUAGAAUUGGGCUAGUGUUGCACUGAGGCUACGGGAACGUUAAUUCGGAAUUGAGUCGGUGCCAGCUAUUUCGGAACCAAACAAAGCACGGUAGCGUUUGUUUGUGUUGGUAGUUAGCUAGCAGGCGGCUAGUUAGCCUGAUAGCAGAGGGGAGGUAACGUUACCUUGUCAACUAGCGUCAACUGAAACUGCUCUGCUCUUUAUCUGAAAGUGCAGGGCUCGUUAGCGGCUUUGAAACACAAGCCGCAGAGUCUCUUCCCACGGCUUGAGCUGGAUAACUCACAGCAAUGUCGCUGUCGACUGAGGCUCAUUUCGGGUUGAGCCAAAGCAGCAGAGGUAAAGGAGACACCAUUUGUGUGGUGCCCGACCUCAGCUCUGAUGUCCUGGAAGAUGACUUCGACCUAAAUAAGUCCUACCCAUGUACUCGGAGACCAAUGUACAAAAAGAGCCUUUUGGCACUGCAACGUCGUUAUUAUCCUGGCUCCUUGAGAGAUGAACGUUUUGAUGGUUGCACCUCCAUCGCAGCAAGAAACUGCCAGAUCUCUAGCUUACAUCCUUGCUCCCAGGUUUCUGCUGCCUCCCUGCCACACCUCUCCACUGUGCCUGAGUUGGAGGAAAGCUUGUUCAGUCAACUGUUCUCCGGAGAUUUCAGCCUACCAGGAUCUCCAUCUGCCUUCAACCCCAAUAAAGCCAUUCUGACUGUUGACCAUAAAACCAGAGAGAUUUUGUCAGCAAAUGAGCAAGCCUGCAAACUGUUUGAGUGCACCACCAGUGACCUAAUUGGAAAAAAUCUGUCCUGCAUCUUGAAGAAAACCACUCAGGUUCUGGAGGAAGCAUUGGAGCAAGAUUUUCCACUUGUUGAUGGAAGUGUUGCAGCUGUGUCUGGGAAAGUGGUGGAUGUUGUGACACCAUCUGGAGAGGUGCCAGUGUCAGUAUGUACCCACAGACAGUCACAAAAUGAAGAGAACUGGCUUGUCAUGAUGGAAAAUGUGGACCGGCUGUCAGCCUUUCUGUCCUUUUCACAAGAUGGCAGCAUUCUAACCUGUGACUCAGCAUUUGCACAAGUCCAUGGAUACUACCAUCCCGACGAGUUAAUAGGAGCGUCUGUUAAGGAACUAAUCCCUUCUUUACAAAUCCCCCUCCGCAGUAAUGCAUUGCCCAAAAUGCUAAGGGUUCAGAGAGUGUGUGGUAAAAGCAGAAGUGGUGCCUCAGUCCCACUGUGUAUCAAACUUCAGGGGGAAGUGGUAUGUGGGAGGCCCCAACACCUAUGGGACAACAAUGGGACUGGUUGCACCUGCCCAACAGAGAGUCUUGAAAGAUCAGAUUCACAGGACACACAGCCACACUCUCCUCUCACCUCCUCUGUUUGUGAGUCAGGGGGCUCAAACCCUGAACACUGUGACCAGCCUCAUGGAGCACGGCAUUCCUCUGAAGUCAAAGGGGAUGGCAUCGUCCUCCCCCAGAGUCCUUCACUAGAGUACUCUGGAACAGUGUGGGUGCUUGCUCCUCUGAGCGGUCUCCUCCUGCUUCACCCUGAUGGCUCAAUCUACAGCAUCCGCAACCACCUGGCUCUCAGUCUGUUUGGCUACAACAUGGACGAGCUGCUGAGAAAGAGUGUUACGUUUUUGAUGCCUGGUUUCUAUGGAUGGAUGUCGGACUCGGACAGAAAAUCCAGCUCUUUCUCUGAAUUUCAUGCAGAGGCUACUAAAAGUACAGCAUCAUCCAAAAUAUCAAAAUGUGACCCUUCCUCACUCGUGGCUGGUGAUAUGGCCACAGUGCAUAAUGCUGUCCAGCGAAGAACCUCCGCAGGGAGAGGAAGGAUCUUCACAGGAACCUGCACCAGGCUGGAGAAACCCAGCAGCGCUUUGUCUACCCUUUGUCCCCCUGCUGUCUCCUCUACUCGUGUGGUUAUGGAGGAUGACACUACAGAGCUGAUGGAAGAGGCAGCCCAGGUUGCUCCCUGCAGCAGCCAGCUGGACAGCGCAGACACCACUCAGGCACUCCUCAAGACAUUUGCCUGGGUGGAACCUCCAGAAGAAAACACCUAUAGCCUGAUUACCACUGGACCACCACAAGAUUCUCAAGACCAGCAGCAUAGCUACACUCAGCAUGGAAAUGCUGCCAGCAGGGUGGGUGGUAACUCUCCAGAUGUAGGCAAAGACCGCCGCUUAUCUGCCACUGUCCUCCAAGACUCUAGCUUUGAGGUCAUCUCACUGGAAAGCAGGUCCUCCUCUGGCUUCUGUGAAAAGUUUGCUGGUAAUGGUGGUUCUGAUCCAGGCCAGACUGAGGACUCUCGCUCAGCACACAUAGUGGAUUCCGCCAGCUGUUUCCUAGACCUUAACAGCAACGGUGAUGUGGUGAUCCACGCCCUGGCAGACCUGGAUCUGAACAGUAGUAUAGAGCUGCUUGGCAGUGGAGGGCACAGUGAUGAUAACCAACACUCCAUGAUAUCCUGCGAUACAGAUGAGCUCCUGCGUACACCCUCUCCUUGUUUGGUAGAGUCUGACCAUGAAGCGGAACCUUUUGAGGCUGGGAACACUGGUGCUGGUGUAGAGGCCAGCAACCCCUCAAGUGGAGAGCAACUACAGAAAGGACAGGUCGAGAAGGAUCAGUCAGCAACUAUGUCUACGAUUCAUAAAGAAAACAGCCAAGGGUUCUGCAUACAAGUGAACGAUGGGAUUCAGUCAACGGCAGACAUUCCUGCCACAUCCACUCCAAAGAAACAGAAGGUGAAUGGACACUCCAAUAAUACACAAAUCCUGGAGGGGCGAUACAUACGAAACGCAUACCGCAGAGAUGGCACAAGAGUAGAUUUGCAGUGUGAUGUGCACAGGACUGACCUCCUUGAUGGAAGUUCUCUGUACUGUGUGUGGAUGAGUCGGCCGGGCCAGCAGGGUACUCUGUUGCAGACAGAUCGAUCACUGCACAACCAAUCAGGAGCCAGUCUGGGAGAGAGGAUUUUUGAAGCCAGCCAUGGGGAAGCGCUACGCUCCACCAUGGACCUGGAGCAGUCUCAAGCCUGUGACGGGCAGUUUGAGGAAGAAUACCAGCCUCUUAAAGCUGUGGGGAAAGGAGCCUUUGGUUUUGUCUGGAAGGCAGUAAGGCGCAGUGAUGGAGAAGAAGUGGUGGUGAAGUUUAUUAGCAAGGUCAGGAUAGUGAAUGACUGCUGGGUUGAUGACCCCAUGCUGGGACGAGUCAGCCAGGAGAUCGCCAUACUGACAAGAGUACAGCACCACAACAUAGUCAAGGUGCUGGAGGUGUUCGAGAAUGGGAGUUACUUCCAGAUGGUGAUGGAGAAACAUGGAGAUGGCGUGGACCUUUUUGAAUUCAUAGACAUGCAACCGAGGCUGGAUGAGCCCCUGGCUAGCUACAUCUUCAGACAGCUUGUCGCCGCUGUCUUCUAUCUGAGGUCUAAGAACAUCCUUCACAGGGACAUAAAAGAUGAGAACAUCAUCAUCGACAAAUGUUUCCACAUUCGACUGAUAGAUUUUGGCUCUGCUGCCGUGAUGACACCCAGCAAGGUCUUUUACAAUUUCUGUGGUACUCUGGAGUACUGCUCCCCGGAGGUGCUUCGAGGAAAUCCCUAUGAGGGUCCGGAGCUGGAGAUGUGGUCUCUUGGUGUGUUGCUCUACACUCUGCUGUUCAGUGAGAACCCUUUCUGUGGCGUGGAGGAGAUUCUGGAGGCCAAACUAAAGCCCCCAUUCCCCCUCUCUGAAGACCUGCAGGGUGUGUUAUGUGGGCUGCUGCAGCCUGAUCCCGCUCAGAGAAUGACUCUGGACCAGCUGCUCUUGCAGUCCUGGAUCAGCCAGCCCAUUUCUCUGGCAGACUACAGCUGGACAGAAGUUGUCCCUGCGACUCAGAACUACUGCUCACCACAGUACCAGGAACCUAGUCCUAAACUCUACAUUGGGCAAGGUUUGUUCCCGGAUCAAGGUGAUGAAACUCUUCCUGAUGAUGAGGAGGAGGAAGAAGAUGAGGAUGACAGGUUGUCGAUGGUGGCCCUGGAAACAGAGCUUCAGAAGUACCUCCAUGAGGACUGAAGACUGAACUUAAAGGGAGUGCAGCUGAAACAGCUGCCCAACAGUUAGACUGCAACAGUGCAAAGAGGACAUGAAGUGCAAAAUAAGAAAAGGGUAGCUUGUGUUUGUCUAGAUAGUAGUGACAGGUGGACUUUGCCUUUUUAAGUACACACAGUGUGUAUGUAAUGAAUGUCAUUGUCAAGCUUUUGUUGGUCAAAAUGUGCCUGUUGAUACAGUUGUGAUUUCGGGGCCAGCACAAGAAGGCAAAGCCAUCAUGAUGUACCAGCAGUUUGUUUUUCUUUUUUCUUUGUUUUAUUUAUUCUUAGGUUUUUGGGUAAAAGUUGAAGCAUUAAAAUCAGAAAUGCAUCGCCAAGAAAGCCAAUAAGUGACCACAGCCUGGCGUUGUUUCCCUCAGAGACACUACACAGAGUAAUUUGAUUGAAGCUGAAGGAAAUGUGUUGAUCCAGCUUGUAUUUCAUGCGUUUGUCUUUUUCUGUUCAUGAUUUUAAUCUCGAGUCUUUUAAUUAGAAACUGUAAGUAUAUUUACAAUAUUUUAUCUAUUUAUUUUUACACUUGAAUAAAUAUUUUAACACAAAUAUUUUUCACUUUAUAUUGUACUUUUCAAUGUGAUGAUUAAAGAAUUGUGUAAUCAGAAGUUUAGCAAAUUGUUUGUCAUGCAAACAUUGUAAGUUUAUUUGAAUUUCAUAUUCUGUAUGCAGCCAGUAAACACAGAAAAUCAUUAAAUGGCACUGCAAUCAA
Molecule: messenger RNA, 4897 nt
Organism: Acanthopagrus latus (yellowfin seabream)
Lineage: Eukaryota; Metazoa; Chordata; Actinopteri; Spariformes; Sparidae
Gene: pask
Product: PAS domain containing serine/threonine kinase
Exons: 21
Coding region: 407-4159 (1250 amino acids)
Biological process (GO): protein phosphorylation; intracellular signal transduction; negative regulation of glycogen biosynthetic process
Cellular component (GO): cytosol; nucleus; cytoplasm
Molecular function (GO): protein serine/threonine kinase activity; ATP binding
Source: RefSeq, a predicted model, not a curated record